This is a messenger RNA of Zea mays, 2005 nucleotides long. RefSeq names its product solute carrier family 25 member 44. Bases 693 to 1685 code for a protein of 330 amino acids. The transcript has a single exon. The record is from RefSeq and is a predicted model, not a curated record. Gene Ontology annotation, biological process: transmembrane transport. Lineage: Eukaryota; Viridiplantae; Streptophyta; Magnoliopsida; Poales; Poaceae.
UGUCGGCGACCCAUCUCCUCAUUAUUUGGUUUUAUCGUGGGCGAGGUCUGUGUGUCUCUGUGUGCGCAACACUCCAACCCGCACACACACCAACCCAGUAUAAAAAAAGCGUCCUCCCUCCCGCGAGGCGAGAUCCAGCCAGCCAAUGGACGACGCCCACAGUUUCCACCGGCAGUCUCCGGUCGCCCCGGCCCCCUCGCGCAACGGUAACCGAUAAGCCCAGCGUCCCGACACGCACCUCCGCCAGCACGUGCCGGUCCACGCCUGCGCAUCUCGCUGCCGAUAAGGUAGUCGUAGUGCAGUGCAGGUGUGGCCACGACACCAACCUUCCGUAUAAAUAUUUCACUUACCCCCUCGGGAUCCCGAAGAAUCGCACACUCUGCGCUGCUUCACACUACUACUAGUCUACUACCUUUUUUCCGUCUCGAGAGGACCCGGAAUUGCUCUGCUUUUCUGUCCUCGGUUGGGGUUUCUGCUCGUCGUCGUCGUCCCAGGAGGAGCUUCUCUGUCGUAUUGGUGGCCGGAGUAGAGCACCAUCUGCAGCGCCGACGGCCGAGAUGGUUGUGCAUCUGGCUCUGGUUUGGGUUGCAGUCUCGCGAGGUUCGAUGCAGUUUUGCUAGGCGACAGUUGCUGGUACCUGCUAGUAGUAUAUAGAGGAGCUUAAUUGGAAGGAAGCAGUACUGGAGGAAACGAUGAGCUUCGGUACUGUGGGCAUGGAGGAGGAGAGCGGCGCCGCGGCGGCGGCCGCAGCGGCGGAGGAGAUCCGGCGGCUGCCGGCCGAGGUGAACUGGGAGAUGCUCGACAAGUCGCGGUUCUUCGUCCUCGGCGCGGCGCUCUUCUCGGGCGUGUCCGCAGCGCUGUACCCGGCCGUGGUGGUGAAGACGCACCUGCAGGUGGCGCCGCCGCCACAGGCGGCCAGGGCGACGGCCGCCGCCAUCCUACGGCGGGACGGCCUGCGGGGGUUCUACCGCGGGUUCGGCGCGUCGCUGGGCGGCACGGUGCCCGCGCGCGCGCUCUACAUGGCGGCGCUCGAGGCCACCAAGAGCUCCGUCGGGCCGGCCGCCGUCCGGCUGGGCGUGUCCGAGCCCGCCGCGUCGGCCGCCGCCUCCGCCGCGGCGGGCGUGUCCGCGGCUGUCGCGGCGCAGGUGGUGUGGACCCCCGUGGACGUCAUCAGCCAGCGGCUGAUGGUCCAGACCCCCGCGUGCUGCCGCUACCGCGGCGGCGUGGACGCCUGCAGGAAGAUCCUCCUCGCGGACGGCGUCCGCGGCCUGUACCGCGGGUUCGGCCUGUCCAUCCUCACCUACGCGCCGUCCAACGCGGUGUGGUGGUCGACGUACGCCGUGGCGCAGCGGUGCCUGUGGCGCGCCGUCGGGCCCGAGCGCUCCGAGAGCUGCGCCUCCCUGAUGGCCGUGCAGGGCGCGAGCGCGGCCGUGGCCGGUGGCGCCGCGGCGCUGGUGACCAUGCCGCUGGACACCGUGAAGACGCGGCUGCAGGUGAUGGAGGCGGACGCGGCGCGGCCCACGCUCGCGAGCACCGUGCGCGGGCUGCUCAGGGAGGGCGGCUGGGCGGCGUGCUACCGCGGGCUGGUGCCCAGGUGGGGGUCCAUGUCGCUGUCCGCGGCCACCAUGGUGACCACCUACGAGUUCCUCAAGCGGCUCUCCGCCAAGGACGGCUCCUUGGGCUAGAUCCUUCCUUUGCCGCCCUCGCUAUAACCGUAGCGAUCGUCAAGCGACUCCUGCCGUCCUCCAAGUCGAUGGUCGAUCCGCGGGGAUGGGUGGUUAAUUAGGACCCUCUCUCCUAUCUUGUACAUAUUGCUCACCAGGUUAUUUGCCUUCGUUCUUGUUUUCUUGAUCCGGCGCUAUAGAGAGUGGGCACUGGGCAGGAAGAAGAAGAAGAAGUAGAGGGGGUUUUAGGAUGCAAAAUUUUGCUGUGGGCCUGUGGGCCUGCUGCUUUUGAUGAUGAUGAAAACAUUGUGUGAAGUGAAGAACUUCUACUGUUCCAAACU